CAAGGAAGGGGAGAGGAGCCGGAGUCAGGAGACUGCACAGGCCGGAAAGUCUGCGGAGCGCGCCAGGCCCCUGGCUCGCCCGGGCUCCAAGUCCCGCGUCGCCGCCCUGGCGGGGACGGUGCAGCAGGCGGCGGGAUGCGGCGGGGCGGCAGCCUGAGCGCCCCCGAUGGCCCGCGGCGGGGCGGCCUGCAAGAGCGACGCGCGGCUGCUCCUGGGGCGGGACGCGCUGCGGCCGGCGCCCGCGCUGCUGGCCCCAGCCGUGCUGCUGGGCGCCGCGCUAGGCCUCAGCCUCGGCCUCUGGCUCGGCUGCCGCGCGGGCCGCCCGCGCCCGCGACACCAGAAAGACGACACUCAAAAUCUGCUCAAGAAUUUGGAGUCUAAUGCGCAGACCCCCUCGGAAACCGGCUCCCCAUCGAGGAGGAGGAAGAGAGAAGUGCAGAUGUCGAAGGACAAGGAAGCUGUUGAUGAAUGUGAGCCGCCUUCCAACAGCAAUAUCACAGCAUUUGCCCUGAAGGCCAAAGUCAUCUACCCCAUCAAUCAGAAGUUCCGGCCUCUGGCCGAUGGCUCCUCCAACCCAUCUCUGCAUGAAAACUUAAAGCAAGCUGUUUUGCCACACCAGCCAGUAGAAGCCUCUCCUUCCAGCAGCCUGGGGAGCCUGAGCCAGGGUGAGAAGGACGACUGCAGCUCCUCAUCCAGCGUCCCCUCGGCCACCAGCGACGACAGGUUUCUUAGCCGCACCUUCCUCAGGGUGAAUGCCUUCCCUGAGGUGCUGGCCUGCGAGAGUGUAGACAUCGACCUGUGUAUCUACAGCCUUCACUUAAAAGACCUGCUGCAUUUGGACACGGCACUGAGGCAGGAAAAGCAUAUGAUGUUUAUUCAGAUUUUUAAAAUGUGCCUCCUUGACCUUCUUCCUAAAAAGAAGUCAGAUGAUGAAUUAUACCAGAAGAUCCUUUCAAAACAAGAAAAUGAUUUGGAGGAACUAGAAAAGGGACUUCGGGUCAAACUGUCAAACACAGAAAUGUCGGGGGCUGGUGACUCUGAGUACAUCACCCUGGCUGAUGUGGAAAAAAAGGAGAGAGAAUACUCUGAACAGCUAAUCGAUAAUAUGGAAGCUUUCUGGAAACAGAUGGCAAACAUCCAGCAGUUUCUUGUGGACCAGUUUAAGUGUUCCAGCUCCAAAGCCCGACAGCUCAUGAUGACUCUGACGGAAAGAAUGAUUGCAGCCGAAGGGCUAUUGUGCGAUUCUCAGGAGCUGCAGGCUCUGGAUGCCCUGGAGAGGACGAUGGGGCGGGCACACAUGGCAAAAGUGAUUGAGUUUCUGAAGCUGCAAGUCCAGGAGGAGACCAGGUGCCGGCUGGCUGCCAUCUCCCGCGGCCUGGAGCUGCUGGCUGGUGAGGGGAAGCUGUCUGGGCGGCAGAAGGAGGAGCUGCUCACGCAGCAGCACAAGGCCUUCUGGCAGGAGGCAGAGCGCUUCAGCCGGGAGUUUGUCCAGCGAGGCAAAGACCUGGUCAAGGCAUCUCUGGCUCACCAGGUGGAGGGGACGGCAAAACUCACGCUGGCCCAAGAGGAGGAACGGAGAAGCUUCCUGGCUGAGGCCCAGCCAACUGCUGACCCGGAAAAGUUUCUCAAGGCUUUUCACGAGGUCCUGGAGAGGCAGAGUCUGAUGCGGUGUGACCUGGAGGAAGAGGAGCACGUCAGAGCCACUGAGGCUGUGGUUGCGCUCUGCCAGGAGCUGUACUGCAGCACCGUGGACACUUUCCAGAAGUUCGUGGACGCCCUGUUCCUUCAGACGCUCCCUGGCAUGACUGGCCUCCCCCCGGAAGAGUGUGACUACUUGAGGCAGGAAGUCCAGGAGAACGCUGCCUGGCAGCUGGGGAAGUCAGAUCGCUUCCGGAGGCAGCAGUGGAAACUCUUCCAGGAGCUCCUAGAGCAAGACCAGCAGGUGUGGAUGGAGGAGUGUGCGCUGUCCAACGUGCUGCAGACACACCUGCGGGAGGACCACGAGGGCACCAUCCACGGCGUCUUGGGCCGACUGGGUGGCCUCACUGAAGAGUCCACGCGGUGUGUCCUGCAGGGGCAUGACCUGCUGUUGCGCUCAGCCCUCCGGAGGCUGGCACUCCGUGGCAACGCCCUGGCCACCCUGACGCAGAUGCGGCUGUCGGGGAAGAAGCACCUCCUGCAGGAGCUGCGGGAACAGCGUGCACUGGAGCAGGGGUCCUCCCAGUGCCUGGACGAGCAUCAGUGGCAGCUGCUCAGGGCCCUGGAGGCGCGUGUGCUGGAGGAGGCCAGCCGGCUGGAGGAGGAGGCGCAGCAGACGCGGCUGCAGCUCCAGCAGCGGCUCCUGGCCGAGGCCCAGGAGUUGGGGCAGCUUCUGCAGCAGCACAUGGAGUGCGCCAUUGGGCAGGCGCUGCUGGUGCACGCACGGAAUGCGGCCACCAAGAGCUGGGCCAAGGACAGGGAUGACUUCAAGAGGACACUGAUGGAGGCGGCAGUGGAGAGCGUCUACGUGACCAGCACUGGUGUCAGCCGCCUGGUGCAGGCGUAUUACCAGCAUAUCGGAAGGAUCAUGGAGGACCACGAAGAGAGAAAGCUGCAGCACCUGAAGACCCUGCAGGGUGAGAGGAUGGAAAAUUACAAACUGCGGAAAAAGCAAGAACUCAGCAACCCUUCAUCGGGCAGCAGGACGGCCGGUGGUGCUCAUGAGACCUCCCAGGCAGUCCACCAGAGGAUGCUGUCCCAGCAGAAGAGGUUCCUGGCCCAGUUCCCGGUGCACCAGCAGAUGCGUCUGCACGCCCAACAGCAGCAGGCAGGAGUCAUGGACCUUCUGGAAGCCCGGCUGGAGACCCAGCUACAGGAAGCUGAACAGAACUUCAUCUCCGAGCUGGCAGCCUUGGCCCGAGUGCCCCUCGCUGAAAGCAAACUGUUCCCCGCUAAGCGUGGGCUGCUGGAGAAGCCCCUAAGGACUAAAAGGAAGAAGCCCCUGCCCCGGGAAAGAGGGGACCUGGAGGUGCCCAACGAUGAGGACCUUGCCUCUGGGGACCACACCUCAGGCUCACUCAGCAGCAAAAGGCUGAGUCAGCAAGAAAGUGAAGCUGGGGACAGUGAGAACUCAAAGAAGAUGCUAAAGAGAAGAAGCAACUUAUAGUUUAAGACCAGUCAGCGGGACAGGACCUGAAGCCCUGGGUCUGGGUGUGAAUUCCGCCUUCCCUCCUGCAGUGCUGAGACGCAGCAAGGACAGAGAGGACAGCAGCAUCUCUAGGCUCUUCUGAGAGGGACGGAGAAAGAAAGAAUCGAAAUGUGCCCUAAAAGCAUAAAUGAGUAUGGUGGGCGCUAUCUCCUGAGAAAAUUAGGCAUUCCCGUGUUGGAAACACGUCUCUGUGAGUUUGCAUUUCAUUUGGCUUGGAGCCCUGGCUCGAUGCCUCAUGGAUCUUUCUCCCUCAGGAGGGACCUCUCGAGGGGUCCGAGCCUCAGGCCAAGGACCCCUGAUGCAGACUCUGGAAUCCCUGGCCCAAAGGCCUGUCCUGGCCCAUCUGGGGCUGAGGACACACAGAUACAUAAUGACACCUGCAGAAAUGUAUUCUCUGAGGACACUUAGAAUAUGAGGAAGAGGGUGUGGCCCAACCCUCACUUCACCUGGGGAGGGGCUUCUUCCAGACAGUACACACCCUGCCCCUGCAGAGAGAUGUCGUGGGGGCACCUGCUCUCCCUGAUAGAUGUUGACAGCAUCCAGAAACUUCCAGACCAGCCCUCCCACCACACCCAGGAGAGGCCGUUCCCACCUGGAGAGAAGCUUCCAGACCAGCCCUUCACACCACAGCCAGGAGAGGCCUUUCCCACCUGUAGAGAAGCUUCCAGACCAGCCCUUCACACCACAGCCAGGAGAGGCCUUUCCCACCUGGAGAGAAACUUCCAGACCAGCCCUUCACACCACAGCCAGGAGAGGCCUUUCCCACCGGGAGAGAAGCUUCCAGACCAGCCCUUCACACCACAGCCAGGAGAGGCCUUUCCCACCGGGAGAGAAGCUUCCAGACCAGCCCUUCACACCACAGCCAGGAGAGGCCUUUCCCACCGGGAGAGAAGCUUCCAGACCAGCCCCUCGCACCACAGCCAGGAGAGGCCUUUCCUGCCUGGAGAGAAGCUUCCAGACCAGCCCCUCACACCACAGUCAGGAGGAGCUGUUCCCACCUUGAGAGAAGCUUCCAGACCAGUCCCUCACACCACAGCCAGGAGAGGCCUUUCCCACCUGGAGAGAAGCUUCCAGACCAGCCCCUCACACCACAGCCAGGAGAGGCCUUUCCUGCCUGGAGAGAAACUUCCAGACCAGCCCCUCACACCACAGCCAGGAGAGGCCUUUCCCACCUGGAGAGAAAACUACAUACCAGCCCCUCUUACCACAGUCAGGAGAGGCCUUUCCUGCCUGGAGAGAAGCUUCCAGACCAGCCCCUCACACCACAGCCAGGAGAGGCCUUUCCCACCUGGAGAGAAAACUACAUACCAGCCCCUCUUACCACAGCCAGGAGAGGCCUUUCCCGCCUGGAGAGAAGCUUCCAGACCAGCCCCUCACACCACAGCCAGGAAAGGCCUUUCCCACUGGGAGAGAAACUUCCAGACCAGCCCCUCACACCACAGCCAGGAGAGGCCUUUCCCACCUGGAGAGAAACUUCCAGACCAGCCCCUCUCACCACAGCCAGGAGAGGCCUUUCCCACCUGGAGGGAAACUUCCAGACCAGCCUCUCACACCACAGCCAGGAGAGGCCGUUCCCACCUGAAGGGAAAAUUGCUCCUUUGGUGGAGGUUAGGGACUGUCACCCUCAGCACUGUGAACAUAUCGGGCGAGAUCAUUCUUCAGGAGAAGGAGCUGCCCAGAACAUCACAGGAUGUUCCAGUGUCCCUGGCCUCUGCCCACCAGAUGCCAGCACUCCCACCAGUCGUGGCAGCCAAGAAUGUCUCCAGACACUGCCCCGUGUCCCUAGGGUAUCACCCACUGCGCUGAGUCAAAGGGUGCCUGCCCUGGUCAAAUCCAGGACAUAGCCAUGGAUAUGUCCACAAAUCCCCAGAACCUAGUGAGCCCAAUGGCUCUGGGAGCCCCUGUCUCAGGGAUUUUCUGGGCCAUUUGUGACUUUUCAUUUCUUAAAACCUGAAAUAGACUCUCUUAGUCAAGAACGAGUGACUCCUUCCCAGAAGUGGCCAAAACUUAAUCAUCAGCGCUCUUAGGUUCCUCACCCAUCAGCCAGUGGGCUCUCCAAAGUUAACCAACAGCUCCCUCUUGUGGUUCACUAAAAAACUUCGUUAUUCCAUGGAGUUGUGCAAAGCUAUGGCUUCCUUGGUGCAAUAUUCUUAGAACCUGCUUUGCAUAGAAAUCACUUUUUUUUUCUUUUUUUGAGACAGAGUCUUGCUCUCUCGCCCAGGCUGGAGUGCAGUGGCGCGAUGUCGGCUCACGGCAAUCUCCACCUCCCGGGUUCAAGCGAUUUUCCUGCCUCAGCCUCCCCAGUAGCUGGGACUACAGACGUGUGCCACCACGCCCGGCUAAAUGUUUUUUGUAUUUUAUUUUAGUAGAGACGGGGUUUCACCAUACUGGCUAGGCUGCUCUCGAACUCCUGACCUCGUGAUCUGCCCGCCUUGGUCUCGCAAAGUGCUGAGAUUAGGCGUGAGCCACCGCACCCGGCCAGAAAUCACUUUUAUAUUGUCAUAUGGGCCCUCUGCACAGAGCCCGAUGGCUCCCCCAAGGGAAGCCUGAUUUUGUGACGUGUGUAUGGUAAAUGCAGGCCUUCCGGCAGCACCAUAAUUGGUCAGUUACCCUGAGCCCAAAGCUCUGAAAGCAUCUGUGGAAUGAUCAGGGGACCCUUCUCCUCUGAGAAGGCUCCCACCUGCCUCCCCGCCACCGAGCUUGUAGCCUGACUGCCUGGCUGUCGCAUGGAGCAUUUUGCUUCUGGGGUGUCUUCCUUAGCCAAAGGGAAUGUGUCAUUUGCUGCUCGACCCUGGCCCACCCUUGCCGCUCAGCUGUUGUGCUGGGCACAGUCUGGGGCACAGGCCUCCAUGACGAGGACGCAUGGGCUGUCGGUGCUUUCAUCCGUCACAAACUGGCACCUGUACCUGCCAGCGGGAGCAUGAUGGGGACUUCCACGCUGGAAUUGCUCCCUGAUCAAAAUGAGAUAUGGCUAUCUGGAAGACACUGCAUGCUAGCCAGUGUACCUGGGCACAGACUUGGGGCCACCCUGAAGCUGAUGAAGGCCUGAAGGACUGAAGGGCUGAGCCACAUGAAGGCAACACUCAGGACCAGGGGAGAGAGAAGAGGAUCGGCAGUGCAGCCCCAGGACGCCUCGCAGACGUGCCUUCUGCCAUGAUUGUGAAGCCUCUCCAGCCACAUGGAACCUUUUCAGAAGAACUGGUUGUUAAAGAGCACCUCUGCCUUCUUCCUCUGUCGCCAUGUGAUCUCUGCACACGCUAGUUCUCCUUCGCCUUCUGCCAUGCUGGAAGUAGCCUGAGGCCCUCACCAGAAGCAGAUGCUGGCACCAUGCUUCUUGUACAGCCUGCAGAGCCGUGAACCAAGUAAACCUCUUUUCUUUAAUUACCCAGCUUCAGGUAAUCCUUUAUAGCAAUGUAAAUGGACGAAAACAGACACUAAUUCAUGGUACAGCUCUAUAAUGUAACAUACGCAGAUAUUAAAAAGGGCAUCUGUGAGGUUGUUACUGAUGUUGGAAACCAUCUAUGUUAUUGUUGGUACCAAAUGAAGUCACCUAUCAACCUGCCAACAGGCUGGCUGACAGCAGUGGUGCUGUGGGCCUCAGGAGGACUAAGAGUGAAACUGAGAGAACGAGAGUGGGGAGGGGCCCUUCCAGGAGGCUUUUAACUUCAUUGUUAUUCUUGUUCUAAGAGCAACGGGGAGGAGGAUUUUCUGUCCAUGUUUAAUUGCAUAACUCCAGAACAGAGGUCCAGUUUGCAAACUCCUUGAGAGCUUGUCUUGUUGCACCCAGACAGCUUUUCCCAGGAUUGAAGCCAAUCCCUCUUUUGCUGACUGAGCAUCACAUGACUAUUAGCAUUCUAUUUAGGGUCCAUUUUGUGCAAAAAUAUUAAACACUGGAAGCUCUUCCAUGAAAGUCUUAUGGAGAGUGAGAUGAAUGGGGAGGCCUCCCUGAUUCUUGCCCCCUCUGCAUAAUCACUGAAUCAGACACUUCCUGAAUGGAUAAGAGGUUCUGCCACCACGCAAUCUAAAUUGAUAACGUCAUCCUCUCUCUCUCUCUUUGCCCCUUCCACUCUCUCUUUUGCUAAGCAUAUCGCCUUUCCUGACCAGGAGUUAGCAAACUGGUCCAUUGACCAAAUCCAGCCCACUGCCUGUUUCUGUACAGUCCAUGACCUGAGAAUAGUUUGUACAUUUUCAAAUGGCGAUUGAAUAUAACAUCCUAGUUGUUGACAUCCAAGAUGUUGCCUCUUAGCUUACAAAGCCUAAAGUAUUUACUAUCUGGCCUUCUAAGAAAAAAAAUCAUCAUAUUCUUAGUACCUAGCACAGUGUGGAACCCAUGCAACGCCUCAAAGAGUUUGCAGGACAAAAUUCCAAUUCAACUUUCUCAAUGUGUGCGUGCCUGCCCUCAUGUGGCCAUCUAACAAAAUCGCAGAUACACCACCCUGAGACCUCAAGAAAGUUAGGAGGGAUCAGGUCAGUAUCUAAUUUUGUUCCCACACAUUUGUUGAGCACCAAGUCCUGGUAUUUUGACACUGGAUUUCUUGGGGCUUCCGUUUCCUCUUUAAAUAAAUAGAGUAUAAUGUUACUCUAUGGAGUAGUGAGGAUAAAAUAAAAUCAUGGGUUAUGAAAGUGCUUAGUACACUGCAGUGGGUGAACAGGCUAAAGACGUGCGCAGAGCGCAUGCCCUGCGAAUGGCGGCUACCCUCAUCUCUUGUUCAUCCCCACCACUCCAUGUUGAAGAGUGUGGAAGUGUCCCCAAAUGUGUGUAAGGAUGAGCACUGGGACAAUUUUGGUACCUCUCUUUGUAAACCCAGAUCACGUACCACCAUAUUGCCCCCCUAACAUGGACCCCCCUCUGCUUGGUGACCAUGCCAGCCCACUCUGCCCCACCAGUGAGAACAGGCUCGGGUGGGGCACACUCCCUUCCCUGCUUCUUCAUCUAGUGUCCAAGGCCACGUGUCCAUUUCCUCAGAAGCAGCAGGAAGGACUCGGCCUGAACUGCUGCAGUUGUGGGGAGCCUGGGCCACCAGUCGUUCCUACCUGAUAAGCUGAAGUUGGACUGGUGGAGGUUUCUGAUGGGUGGGGGCUGGUGUUUAGAAGGCGAAGAUUUGGCUGAAGGAGCGGGAGUUGCAUAUUUGGGUGUAGCUGGUACCUCAUACACAGGACCGUCAUACAUGCCCCUGGAAACCCCUUGCAAUCCAAAAACCUAAACAGAGGAAGGGAGAGCGUGAUUGAUCGACUCUGUGCACGUGUGCCCUUCUGGGCAGAUAAAGCAGAGCCCUGUGGGCGAGAGAGAAACCUGAGGUCACUUCGAAUGUGCAUGCACACACACACACACACACAUUUGCACCUCACACACAUGCACCCACACACAGGCAUUCAUACACACAAGCAUGCAUACACACACAUCUACAUACCCACAUGCGUACAUAUAGAUGCACACACCACACACAUGCACUCACGUACAUGCAGUCAUGCAUAUAUAUAUGCAUGCACAUGCAGUAAACAUGCCUACACAGUAGCAUACACAAGUGAACACGCACAUGCAGUAAAAAUGCCUAUAGUAGUAUACACAAGUGAACACGCACACACACUUAAACACAUGUACAGGUAUUCACACUCAAAGGCAUACACUCACAUGUAUACACAUGCAUACAUGCCCACACACAUACAUACACACUCAUACAGAUAUACACACCCGUAUAUACACUUACACACACGUAUACUCAUACACAUACACACAAAGCUUCAUGCAGGAGGACCCCAAAUCCCUUCCAAGAAGAAAUCACUUUCCCCGACACUGCUGUCUACCCACCCCCGGAAAGGACCCCUGAAUCCCAGACAGGCAGCAGCAAAGGGCCCAUCUUCAUGUAUGUUCUUGCAGAAGUCAACAGCAAGGCAAAGAUUUGGGGGGGCAGGUAGUUUGUUGGGAGAUGGUUCCAGAAAGGGGGAAGGAGUGGGGAGGUGAGAUAGGGAGGGAGAAAACUCAGUACAGAGGGACAAGGAGUUGGCCAGGUCUGUGGGGGCAGGGCUGGGGACGCCAUGGGGAGCACACCUCCGCACCGGCCUGCAGGAGGAUGGGGAAGGAGGGCAAUGGAGCCACAGCCCCAGCCCCAUUGGGAAAGGGUUGUGGGGGCGGAGACCCUGAAAGCAGCAGGGCUUCCAGGCAGGAGGCUGUCAGCCUGCUGGGAACGGCCAACAGCAGCCCAGGUGACCUCAGGGGUGGCCAAGGUUGGGAGGGCACCUGCUCCAGACUCUGGAGAACAGCAUGUGUUCAGGGACCUGUACAGGGUCCCAGCAUGAGUCAGUGGCAGUGCCCUAACCCAACAUGGGGCUUCAUCCUCUACAGCAGGUGACAGUGCCCUGACCCCAGCCCUGGCUCCCUCCUCUGCAGCAGGUGAUAGCAAACUGAUCCCCAACUCUGGGCUCCUGUCUCUCCAUAGGAGGAAGCCUCAAUUUUAGCACUAAGUUCAAAGACCCAGCACCUGCACAUCACGUCGACAGCCCUCCCCUCUGUCCCUGGAGCCCUGCUCCCCGACUCUCUGAGCCUCACUGUAUCCUGUCCACUCUCCUCUGUGGCUGCGGCACUGCUUCCUGGGUGAGGCCCUUCAUCACUCCCUGAAGCUCAGGUGGCCAGAGGCAGGCUCUGGUGCAGGUCUCUCCCUCACCUGGCCUAGCUCCUGCAGGCAUGAAGGAAUCCCUGUGCAAUGGGACCCCCGAUCCUGUUGCUCCUGCAAACUGCUGUCUUGGCAUUUGGGGUCAGAUGUCUGCUCUCACGGAAGCUGACUGUUAACCGCAGGCCUCAGGUUCAGACCAAGAAGGAAAUGAAGCCAGCCAAGGGGUGUUUCUGCCUCUUCGGUGGGUGUCCUAGCCAGGGAUCUCCAUGAGUCCCCUGUCCUCACAUGACCUGCUGCCUGUGCCUGGCCUUGUCUCGGAUCUGACGUGUUGCUGCCCCAUCCCUUGCUUCCCCAUCCGGUGCGAAGCAUCUGUGUGACUUGGUGUCUUUGACCUGGUGCUACACCUUAUGGAAGCUGGGGAGGGACCAAAACCAGACGCAGAGCCUCCCAGUCGGGGCUGGAGCCUGGGAAUGCAGGAAGGUCUCUGGACUUUUCCAUCUCAGUUGGUGCCACUUAAGAAGCACACAAAGAGCAGGACCACACAGGUACACACACGCCACACACACACACACUCCAACACAUGCACACACAUCCCCAAAUGCAUGCAUACACAUGUGCAUGCAUGUACACAUGCACACAUAACACACACAUACACACAUGUACACACAUACACACACACACGAAGCUGGCCUUUCUGGCAAACAUCAGCUGUCUCAUGGGGAAAGCAGCUGCCAUGGGGAUGGGAGGGCCUGGCUAGGGAAGAUGUUGGCCACGGGUGGGAGUCUCUCUCGGCUGUGAGAAAGUUCCCUCCUCUGAGUUGCUCUAAAGUUAGGAAUAGAGCCCACUCCUUCCCUUUGACAGAUGUCCUGAGGUCAGUGCUAAGGUUGUUCAAGGAAAAUAAGGAACGACAGGGCAGAAACAUCAAGGGAGGAAGGAAAGGAAGAAAGGGUGGAUCUGAAGGGAGACACCAGGGGUAAUGCCUUGCUGCAAAGGGCCAGACCCGAGGGUUCUGGGCCGUGACUCUGGCUAAGCCCUUCAUGGCUCUGGGCUGCAAAAGGAGGAUCACAGCACUUCCAGUGGGUGGGCAGGAUUGCCUAAGACGACUCAAGACAGCACCCAGAGCAGCUUGGUAAGCGUCCUUCCCAUGAUCCACCCACCCUCACGGGUGCACACCCCUCUAACAGUUUGCGAAGCCCGGGAACUUGCAGGUCCUCAUUUGAUGCUCACUCCUGUCCUGAGACAGGAGCCCAGACCAGCGUCUCAGCCCAUUUAACAGAUAAGGAAAGGGAGGUUCCCAGGGCGAUGACAUUAUUAACUCCGCACACGUCAGAUCUCGAUUCCCCAAGAGACGCUGUCGGCUCUGGUCCCACGGGUGGGCCCACUCCCCUGCAGACACACUCACCUUAUUCCUGAUUUUGACGCGCUGGUACAGGUGCUCCGGGAACGGCUUCCGGGGAAUGAAGCGGCCCAUGCCCUUGUUGACGUUGAUGUUUCCGUCUUCAAAGACGAUCUUGCCCUGGCUGAUGACCACUAGUGGGGAGCCGUGGCACUCCAUACCCUCGAAGAUGUUGUACUCCACCGCCUGCACCAACAGCCUCAGCGUUACUUCCCAGGGUUUGCUCUGCUCCAAUCGAGCUGUUCAUAACAGCGAUUUUGCCUAACAUUAUAUCAUAAGUGUGUUCCAAUGUUUUUUUUUUUCUCUCUAAAAAUACCUUUUAUUGACUGUGUAAUAUUCCACUGUAUGGUCCACAGUGUAUAUAACCAACAACUCACCAUUGGGCAUGUCGGCUGCUGGUGGCUUUCUAUAAUCAAAUCAAUAUUGUUCUGGGGCAUCACAAACAGGAAGGGGGUCCCCCUGGGGUUAUGCAAUGUGGCUGCUUUGACUAUACUGGACAUAGAAAUAAAUAAAAUGUUCUUUAUUUAAAA
Symphalangus syndactylus (siamang) is the source of this 11724-nucleotide messenger RNA. RefSeq names its product EvC ciliary complex subunit 1 (gene EVC). Gene Ontology annotation, cellular component: plasma membrane protein complex; ciliary membrane. The record is from RefSeq and is a predicted model, not a curated record. Lineage: Eukaryota; Metazoa; Chordata; Mammalia; Primates; Hylobatidae. Gene Ontology annotation, biological process: smoothened signaling pathway.